UAAAACAAACAUCCAAAUUCGAAAACCUGUGACAAAUUGGUCCCUAAAAAAACAAUAUAGACACAAAAAUAAUAAUAAUAAAGUAAAUAAAGAAAAACUCACUCUCACAAUCUCACUCCUUCCAAAACUCCCAAACACAGAAACCAGCUCCAGAAAUAAAAAGAUUGAAAAAUAGCAGCUGCGAAAACCAAUUUCAUUUUUUUUAUUAAAAUCAACCGACGCUAAAAUCUCGGAAAUUUGAAAUUCCCUUUUUAUGGAAAAUCAAAAUAAUCACCCGCCGCCACCUGAAACUGAAGCAGCUCCACCUCCGCCGCUAAAAUCUGCAAACCACGCCCCCUCUCCGCCCCACUCCAAGCGCAACAACAGCGGAGACCACAUCUCCCUAUCUUCUCCGGCGGACUCCUAUUCGUCGCCGCUUCACUCCAAGCACAACAGCGAGGACCACAUCUCGCUCUCGCCGCCGGCAGGAAAUUCGCCGGCGCGGUCCUCGGCCGGCUCCGAGCACAUCACGAUCAACCACAGCCGCGGCUCCUCGCCAGAGCACGAGAGGAAUCGGCCGCCGGCGCGUUCCUCACUCGAAUCCGAGUACAUCACCUUCGAUCACGGCCGUAGGAAUGAGGAACCUUGGCCGCCGGCGGUGGUGGUGAGGAAGGAUGUGUACAAGGGGCCUAUGGAGGAUGUGGUUGUGGUGGAGGAGCCUACGGCGGUGGUGAAUAGAGCGGUGCUGGAGGAGCCGAAGGCGGAUCCGACCCCCGAGGUGGCCGGCGGUGGCGGCGGAAUUAGGCGUCGGAGGGUUAGUCCGUCGCUGUCUAUAUUGAGGAGACCUGAGAGAGAGAAGAUGGUGAGGAAAGCUGCGUUGGGGUUUAGGGUUUUUGGAUUGCUGUUUUGCUUGGUUUCAUUUGCAGUGAUGGCAGCUGAUAGAAAUCAGGGAUGGGCUCUCGAUUCAUUUGAUCGUUACAAAGAAUUCAGGUACUGUAUGUCUGUGAAUGUGAUUGGAUUUGUGUAUUCCGGAGCUCAGGCGUUGGAUAUGUCGUAUAAUUUGGCCACCGGAAAGUAUACGGCACAUCAUCAACAGAAACUCCGGCACUACCUCAACUUUGCAGCUGAUCAGAUGAUUGCUUAUCUUCUCAUAUCGGCCUCGUCGUCGGCCGCCAUCCGGAUCGAUGACUGGCAACUGAACUGGGGGAAGGACCAGUUUCCAGAUUUAGCAACUGCUUCUGUUUCCAUGUCUUUCCUCGCCUUCGUUGCCCUCGCCUUGAGUUCUCUCAUAUCUGGCUAUGCUCUCUGCACUUCCAAAUCGGCCUAGUUUCGACUAGGUGUGCAGUUAUGGUAGCAGCCCUCGCUGCGAGUAAUCUCGACUUCCUCUCCGGAUCUAGGUCCUGAUACUACAUGCACAUCGAGGUAGCGGCUGUCGGCAUCUUUAAGGAGAAAUUGUUGUAUAUGAACAUAUUCAAUAUGUUGAGGUUUUUUGCUGGAGAUUCAUAGGAUUUGCUGUAGAUGGGAGGUUUAGCAUAUGACCUUUCAAUAACAGUUGCAGUUGGGCCAUAGAUUUUCCUUAUUUUAUAGGCUAAAGAAUAGUAUGUAUUUUCUUGUAAGGGUGCGUUAUUAUUGGUUGCGAAAUUCAUAAAGGAGGGAUAUCAAAAUUAGGGAAAAGUUACAUUUCGUUCUA
Messenger RNA from Salvia miltiorrhiza (redroot sage), 1669 nucleotides. RefSeq names its product CASP-like protein 4A1. Lineage: Eukaryota; Viridiplantae; Streptophyta; Magnoliopsida; Lamiales; Lamiaceae. The record is from RefSeq and is a predicted model, not a curated record. Bases 254 to 1306 code for a protein of 350 amino acids. The transcript has 3 exons.